This is a messenger RNA of Cryptomeria japonica (Japanese cedar), 1176 nucleotides long. RefSeq names its product disease resistance protein L6-like. Gene Ontology annotation, molecular function: ADP binding. The record is from RefSeq and is a predicted model, not a curated record. Bases 1 to 1176 code for a protein of 391 amino acids. NCBI's taxonomy places the organism in Eukaryota, Viridiplantae, Streptophyta, Pinopsida, Cupressales, Cupressaceae. Gene Ontology annotation, biological process: defense response. The transcript is spliced from 2 exons.
AUGGGAGGGGUCCCACAUGGUGACCAAGCCACCAGAGGCUCCAGUAGCAUCAUAAAACAUCGCAAAUCAUUUCUAGAGUUUCAUUUAAGUUCCAUACGUUCACUUGUAGUGAUAGAUAAUGUUGACCAUUCGAGGCAAUUCGAUAGUUUUAUGUUAGAUUGCUGUGGACCUGGUAGCAGAGUAAUUGUAACCACUCAUGACCGCGAUAUCCUAAACUUGAGGAUGCCCCCUAAAAACAUUUAUGAAUUGCAAGGUCUUCGAGAGGAUGAAGCUUUAGAGUUAUUUUGUUGGCAUGCGUUUAAGCAAGCAAAUCCAUAUGACUCUUUCCAAAACCUAACCACUAAGAUUAUCAAGGCUUCUGGUGGGAUUCCGCUUACAUUAGAAGUUCUCGGUGGAUUUUUAUCUGGCAGAGAGACCGGUGACAAAUGCUGGAUAGAAGCACUUAGAAUGCUUGAGAAUCUCACUGAUCCAGAUAUAUUUGAACCCUUGAAGAUCAGUUAUGACUCUCUUCAUCCAUCGGAGAAAGAGAUAUUCCUAGACAUUGUCUGCUUGUUCAUUGGCCAAGACAUAGAAGAGCCAUCUAUCUUCUGGGAAGAAUUGGGAUUAGAUGUAGGCAUAGCCCUCCGCAAUCUUCAGCACAAAUUACUCAUAAAGAUUGAUAUUGACAAUAAGUUCAGAAUGCAUGAUCUUUUACGAGAUUUAGGAAGACGUAUAGUGGUAGAUGAAUCUUUAGGAAACCUCGGCAAGCGAAGCAGACUGUGGAAGCAGCAGGAUGUGGAAAAAGUAAUUAAUGAGAAACGGGGUACCGAGAAUAUCAAGUAUCUCCUACACGCACUAGAAGGAGAUGGAACCAGAUUGAAAAAGAAUAGUUUAGCUUCAAUGAAUUGUCUGCGGUACCUUUGUUUCAGGGAUACCGUACUAAAGGAAAGUGAUAGAAGCAAAUUAUCACCGGAUUUGAAAUGGUUAGAGUGGAAGCGGUAUUCACUGGAAGUCUUGCCGCAGCAAUGGAACCUUCACGAGCUAGCUAUUCUUGAUCUGAGUUCCAGAAGCAUUUCCCAUGGUAGCGACUUACGAUUCUCCGUCAAGCAGUUGUGGAAUGAACAAUCACAUCGGAAAGUAAGUAGCCACAUGAUUUCCUCUGAACUGCAUAAGAGCUUGAAUGAAUUUAUGACUUAA